Molecule: messenger RNA, 1186 nt
Organism: Cetraspora pellucida
Lineage: Eukaryota; Fungi; Glomeromycota; Glomeromycetes; Diversisporales; Gigasporaceae
Source: the annotation of a GenBank genome assembly
UGAUGAUAUUGGACCUGGUGGUAUCGAUGAUGUAAACUUGGAGGAUACAGAUGAUCAGGAAAGUGAUGUGGAGGAAAUUAUAGAGACAUCAACCGAAAAAAGGAGAAGACUUGCAAAGCAAUAUAUUGAAUCCAUUAAGGAAGGUUUAGAUGAAACUGGCUUUGAUGCUGAGGAUAUUGAUCGAGAUCUAAUUGCUGAACGGUUACGACAAGAUGUGGUAGCGUAUAUUGAUAUAUGUUACGGGUGUACGAAAACUGGCAAAAAGUUACAUGUGUUCCCAGGUGGUCGGAAAGAAAUAAAGAAAUUUGAUGGUCACACAAACCACGUUUUUGCUCUGGCAGUUAGUUCUGAUGGAAAUUAUAUGGUUAGUGGCGGUUCUGACAAAAAGAUCAAUAUAUGGUCUGCAAAAGAUGAUAAAUUGUUAAAAUGUUUUACGCAACACAAAGAUUCAGUUUCGGGUCUUGUAUUCCGUAAAGGGAAUAAUCAGUUAUAUAGUGCUUCACAAGAUCGUACAGUUAAGGUGUGGAAUAUCGAUGAAUUAUGUUAUAUAGAAACAUUAUUUGGGCAUCAAGAUCAAAUCUUAUCAAUUGACUCUCUUUCUCGUGAACGUUGUGUGACUGUUGGUUCUCGAGAUCGAACAUGUAGGUUAUGGAAAAUCGUAGAAGGGUCGCAAUUAGUAUUUCGUGGUAUCACCAAAAGUGCGACAGAAGAUGGACAAACAUUUAAGGAAGGAAGUUUGGAUGUUGUUGCCAUGAUCGAUGAGGAUAAUUUCCUUAGUGGUGGUGAUAGCGGUGCCAUUUCAUUAUGGAACAUCAAUAAAAAAAAACCAGUAUUCGUAUAUAAUAUUGCACAUGGCUUACAAACAUAUGACUCUGAAAGUGAAGGCUCUAUUAAAAGUCCAUACUGGAUAACUGCAUUAGCUACUGAGAGAUAUUCUGACUUUUUCGCUUCUGGAUCAUGGGAUGGAAAUAUUCGCCUUUGGAAAUUGAUUGAUAACAUCCAUUCUUUCGUUCCGCUGGCGGAAAUUCCUUUGGUCGGAUUUGUGAAUGCUCUACAAUUUGCAACCAUAGAGAAUAAAACUUUUCUUCUGGCAGGUGUUGGUCAAGAACAUAAACUGGGUAGAUGGAAAAGGAUUAAGAAUGCCAGAAAUGGAUGGAAAUUAAUGGAGUUACUUCUCAAAACUUAA